Andrographis paniculata is the source of this 1047-nucleotide messenger RNA. RefSeq names its product PLAT domain-containing protein 3-like. The record is from RefSeq and is a predicted model, not a curated record. Lineage: Eukaryota; Viridiplantae; Streptophyta; Magnoliopsida; Lamiales; Acanthaceae. The coding region runs from base 247 to 690 and encodes 147 amino acids. Gene Ontology annotation, molecular function: protein binding. The transcript has 2 exons.
CUCAAAUCAGAAAUCGAUCGCCAUGGCAGCCAAUCACUCGCUUCUCAAUCUCAAUCUGAGUCUCACUCUCCUCCUCAUCCUCUCCAUUAAUGUCAACGUUGCCAUCUCCACCAGAUCUAUACGUCCUCUCAUCUGUAGUGUAUGUGCUUCAAUUGGAUCGUCGGAGGACUCGAUGUUUAAUAAUUAAUUAAUUGGCGUCAGGGCGAGGGCGAGGGCGAGGGCGAGACCGGCGUGGGUGAUUCGGAAAUGGAAUGUGUGUUCACAGUUUACGUACGGACCGGGUCGGUGAUCAAGGGCGGGACGGACUCGAAGAUGACCCUGACCCUGUACGACGCGGCCGGGUACGGAGUCCGGAUCAACAAUCUGGAGGCCUGGGGGGGACUCAUGGGCCCGGACUACGACUACUUCGAGCGGGGGAACCUCGACAUCUUCAGCGCCAGGGUGCCCUGCCUCACCGGCCCCGUCUGCGCCAUGAACCUCACCUCCGACGGUUCCGGCUCCGGCCAUGGCUGGUACUGUAAUUACGUCGAGGUCACCUCCACCGGGCCCCACCUCAACUGCGCCCAGCAGACCUUCACUGUCGAGCAGUGGCUCGCCACCGACAGGUCGCCCUACGAGCUCACCGCCAUUAGGAACUCCUGCUCCGGCGACGCCGACUCGCAUCCGUCGUCGUUGAUGCCUGUGGUUUAAGGAGGAGGGACCCGACCCGACCCUGUCCGGUUUGUGUGUGUGUGUUUUUUUUUUGUCCACGUGGGGUGGGUGAGCGAUUUUCGGGUCAAUGGUAUUUGUAUGAUGGGUACUUUAGUUUUGCGCGUUCUGUGGGUAGAUCGGAUCGGAUCGGAUCGGAUCGACGACUUAUUACACUCCCUUCCCUUCCCUUCCCUAAUUAAUUCCUGUUGUUAUUGUUGGAGGGGCAUUAUAGUCAUGGUACAUUAAUAACCAAAUUUAAUUCAAUUGAAUAAUGGAGUGAGUCAGUCGGAGUGCUUGCUUUUGUUUUGAAUUGAAUUGAAUUUCGAUCGUUAUAAUGAAAUGGAAUCGCUUAUCCUA